AUGGCAGAGUCCAAGAACCACACCAUGCACAACCAAUCCCGAAAAUGGCACAGAAACGGCAUCAAGAAGCCUCAAUCACAAAGAUAUGAACCUCUUUUAGGGGUAGAUCCCACGGUCCUGAGGAGCAUGUGCUUUGCCAAGAAGCACAAGAAAGGCCAGAAGAAGAUGCAGGGCAGCAACGCCAAGGCCAUGAGUGCAUGUGCUGAGGCUAUCAAGGCCCUCGGGAAGCCCAAGGAGGUCAAGACCAAGAUCUCAAAGGGUGGCAGCCACAAGCUCAGUCAACUUGCUUACAUCACUGACCCCAAGCGUGGGGUCAGCAUUGCCGAGGGUCUCAGGCUCUGCCAGCCAAAGGCCAAGGCCAAGGCUCAAACCAAGUCCUGGGUUGCAGCUGCAGCUCUGGCUCAGGCUUAGGCUCAGGCUCCCAAAGGUGCCCAGGCCCCCAUGCAGGCUCUACAUAGAGGCCUCUCUGCCAUGUGAGUGAAGAUGGAAGGACUGGUGUGAUUCCUGGGAUGCUGCCUGCAUGGGGCUGGUUUCCUUCCGUGCUAUUUGUACAAAUAAACCUGAGGCAGGAUC
Messenger RNA from Myotis davidii, 573 nucleotides. RefSeq names its product 60S ribosomal protein L29-like. Gene Ontology annotation, biological process: cytoplasmic translation. The transcript is spliced from 2 exons. Lineage: Eukaryota; Metazoa; Chordata; Mammalia; Chiroptera; Vespertilionidae. Gene Ontology annotation, cellular component: cytosolic large ribosomal subunit; ribosome. The record is from RefSeq and is a predicted model, not a curated record. Bases 1 to 411 code for a protein of 136 amino acids. Gene Ontology annotation, molecular function: structural constituent of ribosome.